AUAGCAUAUCUCCGAUGCCGCCGGGUAAGAGCUUUCGCCGGCCGGUGCAGCGGGGCUGGCACCCAAGCUUGGUCACUCCUCAUUCGAUGGAUUGCAGUUGCAUUUGUGUCGAUUCCCCUCGUCGUCGAUAUAAAUCUCCCCGCGGAUUCCAUGAGGAUUACCGUUUUGCAGUAUUUCUGUUCCGAAGGUGGACGAGUCUCUAGCUUAGUUAUCCAAGACUGCUCGUUUCGCUCCUUCGAAUUCAGUCUGCUUGGCACUUCAUGGCUUGAAUGGGGUUGAUUGUCAAAAUACUGUUUCAGUAGGUGCAGGUGAAUAUUUCAUGGAGGUUUAAAAUCAAUGAUUCAAGCUCAGCAUUUAAGGCAUGUUUCGAGGCGUGCGAUAGAGGCGCUUUGAAUUGAAGACUUCUUAAGCAUCGUGUAGUUUCGCUACGUAAUUGUCAACUUUCCUAGCGCGUUUUUUUUUUUUUUUUUUUUUUUUUUUGGCAGACUAAUUUAAUUUAGUAGUUAAAAUGUCUCCCCGGCCCUCGUCGGUGAUGACUCCACCCAGACAGUCGUCCGUCAUGCCUCCCAGGGCGCCGGGACCAGCAAUGACAGCCGCAAUGGAGCACUUUGAGAGGAUACAUUUGCAAGAGGCUGCCAAUUUGCUCAAAGAGCUCGACAAGCCGAGCUAUGGACAAAUGGACCUGGCUAGGAAGAGCGUCGAUCUUGGUAGGAAGAGCGUCGACCUCGGCAGAAAGAGUGUAGAUCACAGAGACACCGCUACAACCGAUCAUCACCAGGACCAUCACAAAAAUGGAGAACAUCACCAUAGACAUAGUGAUCAACACAGACGCAUCGACCGUCACUGCCACUCGGAUCACCACAAGUCUCACCAAAAGUCCCACGGAUCCAGCCACCAUCACCGGAGCCCACACAGGCGCCGCCACCACCGUGAUGACGACAAGAACUCCAUCUCGAGCAACUACACAGACGCAGACGACAAUGUGUCGAAUGCUUCCAGUGUUCACCGUGAGAGGCAUCAUCGUAGCCACCACAGCCGCAGCAGCCAUCACAAGGAACAUGGCAGCCAUUCACACCACCACAGCAGCCACAAAGAUCACCACCACUCACGGGAUCGCUACCACCACCGCUCGUACCACAGCCCAGACCGCCACUCUCAGCACAGUCAAGAGCGCAGCUCGGGGCAUAAGCACCAUGCUCGGUCACCGGAGCGCCAUGGCCAUUCCUCACACAGCCACCACUCACAAGGGCACCGUCAUCGCAGCUCAAGCCACAAGUCUCAUCACUCACGCUCACCAGAUCGCCAUCACAGCCAUGGUCACAGGCACCACCAUCACAAGGAAUGCUCAGAUGGCCACCACUCCAGCCACCACAGCAAGGAAUCACGUGGUCAUCACCAUCACUACGAGUCCUCGGAACACCGCGGCCAUCAUAGGAGCCGGGAUCACAGUGAGGGUUCGGAGCACCGCGGUCAUCACAGGAGCCCGGAUCACAAGGAGAGCUCGGAGCACCGCGGCCAUCACAGGAAUCGGGAUCACAAGGAAGGCUCGGAGCACUCCCACCCAGCCUCCUCCUCCCAUCACCGAAGCAGCCCCCACAAGAAGGAGAGCAGCAAGUCUCGCCAUGACCAGCACAAGGACCGUCAGUGCGAAGACACGGAAUCUAUCAUAAGUCGGCGAAGCGAUGCCUCGAUUCACACGCAUCAUCGUCGCCACGCCCUUCCUGUAAAUUAAAUCUCCGGUUUUAUUCUUGUAGUUUGGUGUAGACUUUUGAUGUAGGCGGUACAGGUUCCAUACCGACGAGUAGAUGUUGAUUCUAGAGUAAAUUGUGCAACACGAUCAUUCCCUUUGUAUUCCAGAUUUGAAUUCCAACAUUGUAAGGUACCCAUUCUUUCAAAAUAUUAUCUGAUCUUGUGCUGC
Molecule: messenger RNA, 1918 nt
Organism: Physcomitrium patens
Lineage: Eukaryota; Viridiplantae; Streptophyta; Bryopsida; Funariales; Funariaceae
Source: RefSeq, a predicted model, not a curated record